GGAAACAAGCGUAGAGAAUGUGAAUGAUAGAGCCAGUAAGGUUUCACCAGGUUGCUUUGUUCAGCUCACUGGCCUUCCUCCCAUCUCUUUGUAAGAAGAGGAGGCCACGGAUUUCGGCUCAACGCUACCAUGAUCCUCAGGGUGCUCCUCAUCCUCAGCUUCUUCCCUUUGGUUCAACUAACAGACAAGAUUUUGGUCAAACAGCCACCCUGGCUUAUAGCUGAUAAUCAUGAAGCGGUAACCCUUGCCUGUAACUACACCUAUGAUAAAAUUCCAAGUGAAUUUCGAGCUUCGCUCCAAAAGGGAACAAACAGUGCCCUUGAAGUCUGUUUUGUGUAUGUAAAUGGAACCCAUAAGCCCUUGCUUUCCUCAACUGAGGACUUCAGCUGCAAUGUGGAUUUUGAUAACAAAACAGUGAAGUUCCAACUCUGGAAUAUGAGUGUCAACCAAACGGAUAUUUACUUCUGUAAAAUCGAAUUCAUGUAUCCUCCUCCAUAUCUCUCCAAUGAAAAGAUCAAUGGAACCAUCAUCUACGUGAAAGAGAAGGAGGUCUGUCCAACUCCUGGAACUCCUGAGUCUCCAAAGCCCUUUUGGGCAGUUGUUGCGGCUUUAUGUGUCCUUGCUUCCUAUAGCAUGUUAAUUACAGUGGCUUUUUUUAACUGCUGGUUGAAGAGCAAAAAGAACAGGAUUCUCCACAGUGACUACAUGAACAUGACCCCUCGGAGACCAGGACCAACCAAAAAACAUUAUCAACCUUAUGCUCCAACUAGGGACUAUGCUGCCUAUCGAUCCUGACACAGACGCCUAUCCAGAAGCAAGCCGGCUAACAUCCCUACAUCUCCUCAACCCUAUUUGUCUGGAUAGGAAGUGAUCACCUCCCAUCACUAGCCGGUUAUAUUUGACCUUUUGCAGGCCACUCAUGCCUCUUUCACGCAGAGAAUAACCCAAAUAUUUAAGAUCAUUUUAUAAUAUUAUGAAAGAGGGACUCCCAAAACAUUUUUUUUUUCAGGAAUAGGCAAGUUCAAUUUUAGCAAGCUUAUCAUUCAUGUUCAACCUUGAUCUGAAUUAGCUGACCUGAUUGAAAAGUAUACUGUUGGAGGAACCCAAAUCAAAUGGAUUUUUAUGUGGUAUAUAUGUCUAAUCCCCCAAUUUGUCAAGAAAAGACUGGUUUAAUUCUAUUUCUUCAUCCUUGCACCUAAAUGAAUAUAAGAUCUGCCUCAACCUAACAAAUGUGUAAGUGCAAGAAUGGAAAGAUCCCUUUUGAAUGAGGGAAUUUGAUACUUUGAAAUUUUUUUUUUGUUUUUAUCAUGCUCUGCUCACAUAGAAAUCAUAUACUUUAUAUUUAAUAUUGUCACUGUUAAUGUUUUAGUUUAGAAGAAUUGGUAGAUUUUUCUUAAGGAAAUCUGGCUCUACAAUGCUGGAAUGGUUAUUUUUUCAUAUUUCAACAUACUUAUUUUAAUGUAUCACAACAAAAAUCAAAACUAUCUGUUCAGAAGUUAAUUCCCCAUCAAAUUAUAUAGGGGUAAGGGUGCAUAGAGAAAUUUUGUUUUUUUUGGACUCAGAAUAGUGAUGCAAUUUGAUUAUGAGAUGAAAAUGAUAAGAUGGGUUUUGGGGAAGGACUGAGCUUAGAGAUAGGCAUCAGAUAUCCCAAAUGCCACUAUAUUUACUGUCAAUAAGACUGAAAAAGGUCUGCAUUCAUUAUGGAUUUCAGGUUUAGACAGUUGUUUUUGUAAUAUUUUCAUGGAAACCUGAAAAAUGAAGCUUCUUGGAGAAGUAAAAUAAAUGAAUCUACUGUGAAAAAUUAUGUUAUCAUUCCACAUGGAUGAAAGGAAUUUGCUUAAAUACAUCCUCUGGAGAAUAAAGAGAGAUAUGAAAAGCAAUGCAUGAAACUAAGAGCCUCAUUACCCAGCCCUGAGAACUCAGUCCUGAAGAGAUCAGCUACCACUGGAUUAAAAGAUACUCCAAUGGAACGCAACCUGUUUAGGUGACUUUAUUUCUGUGUCUGGUUUACAGACUCAGAACUGGUGUGCUGAACUAGCCCCAUUAUCUGUUCCUGGACUUCAGUGGAAACAGAGGGAGGAAUUUUCCAGACAUUUAUCUCCUCCAAUGAGAUUGGACUAAGUAAACAAGUGAUGUUACAGAAAGAAUUCUGGAAUGACAAUGGACAUUUUUUUUUCUGCCUCCAUCUCUGAUGAAUCUGUGAUGUACUCUCGGUUUGCUAAUGGACUGACUACCAUUGACUCCACGACCUCAUCAGUGUUAUGAGCUACUAAUAAGUGUGAUGCAUUUUGCUAAAUUAUGGACUUCAUAAAACACAUGAACUGGGAAAAACAACUCAAGGAUUACCUUAACACAUCCUGAAAUGAGGAAGAGAGAGAAUGACACCCUUAAAAGAUGAUGUACUAAUACAUAAUGUGUAUUACUGAAUAACACACAUUAAAAUGUAAGAAAAAUGAUGUAAGGAGCUUUUACCAUGCUCUUAUUUCUUGAAAUCCCUUGUAGGUUAAUAAAAACACAGGGAAUUUUUUUUUUCUUUUUGCUUCUCAA
This is a messenger RNA of Sarcophilus harrisii (Tasmanian devil), 2547 nucleotides long. RefSeq names its product CD28 molecule (gene CD28). The coding region runs from base 130 to 795 and encodes 221 amino acids. NCBI's taxonomy places the organism in Eukaryota, Metazoa, Chordata, Mammalia, Dasyuromorphia, Dasyuridae. Gene Ontology annotation, biological process: positive regulation of T cell proliferation; T cell costimulation; immune response. The record is from RefSeq and is a predicted model, not a curated record. The transcript is spliced from 4 exons. Gene Ontology annotation, cellular component: membrane; external side of plasma membrane.